Tinamus guttatus (white-throated tinamou) is the source of this 922-nucleotide messenger RNA. The record is from RefSeq and is a predicted model, not a curated record. Lineage: Eukaryota; Metazoa; Chordata; Aves; Tinamiformes; Tinamidae.
CUUGCUUCUAGGACUGGAAAACUGCUAAAGGGUGGUGAGCCUGAUGUGCAAACGGUGAGCAAGAUGGUUCUCAACGACUGGCAGAGGGGCAGAAUUCCAUUCUUUGUGAAGCCACCUAAUGCAGAAGCAGGUCCCCAGCCUCCUGUGUCGGAAGAAGCAGUAGCAACAAGCCAGGAUAAGAGGGAGGAGAAAAUCUCCGAGCCGGUAGCAUCAAAUGUGGAGCCAGCAGAAGAGAAAAACAACACGGAUGGUGAAAUUAAGCAACUUAUGUCACACGUCCGGCAGAACUUUGGGAGGAUUAAUGUGGCGCCUGAGUUCUCAGAAGAAGACCUGGUUCCUGUAGAUGUGUCAGGCUUUGAAACAGACAGCGAUUCUCCUGCAGAGGAGGAGGAGGAAGAGAAGGAAAACGAGCAACAGCAAGACUCUGCAAUAGAGGGGGAAUCACAGUCAGCUGUGCAAGAUGCCAGGGAGAGCUCCAAGGCAGUUAUUAAGGCUUUGGAGGAAAAGAUUGCAAAAUGCAAAAAAUUCCUGGAUAAAGCCAAAGCCAAGAGAUUCUCAGCAAUAAGAAUCCCUAAACAGCUGAGUGAAAAAGUAUUUGCAAGAUCAGAACGGAAGUCUGAAGAACCCAAAGAAAACGAAGACAGAGGCUGCACAGAGAAGAAGAGAAAAAGGAAAGCAGAAGAGGAGGAGGAUGAUGACCAUUUGACUAAACAGCCCUGCAAGAAACUCACAUCCAAAGAAAGGAGACGAGCUGAGAGGCAGCAGCGCUCCAAGAAAGUUGGAGUUCGGUAUUAUGAAACCCACAAUGUGAAAAAUAAGAACAAGAACAAGAAAAAAAGUGGCUUGGAGGGACAAAGAUCAAAGCACAAGAAAUACAAACAUAAGUAGUAACUGCUGGUUCUAUUAAAUUUUACAUAAAACA